AAGUAAUGAUGGAUCAUAUCUACUUUAAAUGACUUUUUCUAAAUUCCAUGAACCACGAUUUUUCAUGUUUUCAUAGAGAAGAAAUCAUGCAUCAUUAGCAAUGGGAAAGUAAAUCAAAAACUGGAAAACGUUUCAAUCGUUGUCAUUUUACUCUAUAAUGAUUGAAUGAAUAUUAUAUAAUGAUAGAUGAAUAAAUAUUUACUGGACUCGCACACGAUACUGAUAGGUCUUGGGUUCGAAUCUCGUGAUUUUGGAUCGUAGAUGCAUACUGCUGAGGAGUUCCACAAUAGGACGAAACGAUCGUACAGUGCUUUCAGGUUUUCCUUGGUGAUCUAGCAUCAAUUGACUCAUAAUCUCAACUACUAAUAUCAGUUAAUUAUUCAGUGUUUUUUCUAUUAAAUUAACAUACUUCAAUACAAACAAUGAACAAGCCAAAUAUCAAAUUUUAUUCAGUCUUCUCUUCGUGCUCUUACUGCGAUUCGGGAAACGAAAAAAUACUAGUGUUAGCAGUAUUUCAUUUCUGGUUAUCGUAUUUUUAGCGAGUUAGUUUUCUACAGGAUGGGUUCGCUAACCUCAUGCUCAAGCCUCCUCCUUUAUUCAGGUUUGGAGCCGGCAGUAGCUCCAGAGGGGUUCCAGACGGAUUUAUGUUAGUAGUAUUUAACAUAUCAACCAAAGAAUACGUUUAGAUGUGCUUAUACUUAGAAUUUCCUUACCAUUCAACAUUAUGUGCGUUAAAUUAUUUGUUACCGAUUCAUAUGUAAGAGAUUAUUUCCACAUGUAUAAAAGAAUCCUACAGUAUGGGGAAUAUACUCUGAGUAUAUUAGUAGUUCAUAUCAUACAAUUGUAACUAGAUAUUCUUCUUUAUGGCUUUAUCGUUUGUUUUUGGGUUAUUAUUUCCAGUUUAAAAUUUGUGAGAAAUAGAAUUUUAAUGACCAAUCAUUGUUACAAUAGAAACAUGCUAAAGAGCUCGUAUUACUUAUGAUUAUCAAUCAAGAAAGUCGAAUACUUAGGGACCUACGGUAACCAUUUUUUCAACAAAGAAAAAUUUACAGUGAUCAGUUAUUACCAAAUAAUCAUCAACUUUUACGAUAUAAACUAAUUAUAAAUGCAACUUAAGAACAUAGACCUAAUCAUAUAUAAUACAUGUAUUGGAACUCCGACUGCGUCGUUUGAUAUAUAGUGAUCACAUACAAAUGAUUUAAUGUUUUAUACCAUAUCGUCUUAUAUUUAUAAUAAUUUCAAUGGUUAAGAUCAUGAACCAGUUGAAGCUAGAUGACCAUGGAAAACCUGGAAGCACUGAACGGCCGUUUCGUCCUAUCGUGAGGCUCCUCAGCAGUGCGCGCACACGACCCGGGCCCCAGCGAGAUUCGAACCCAGGACCUACUGGUCUCGCACGCGAGCACUUAACCGGCAUCCAACGGUGUUAAUAUUUAACUUCAACUACUCCACGAAAUUGAGCGACACAUCCGCCAUUGUCUUCAGUGAGUUACUAUCUCACAACAGAUCUGGUUGAACUCCACCAUUGAAAAUACUAUAAUAUCCACAAAACACAUCUGAUAUUAUAUUUAUAUCUUUGAACAUGUUGAAAAAAAUGGUAUCAUAUUAUUCCUAUUACUAGAUACACUGACGCAAAAUGCUUCCUGAUGUCUACAAUAGUUCAUGGAAGUACAAAUCAAGAAGUAAAAUUACAAAUAUAUAUAACAUCAGUAAUAGUUCUAUUAUACCAUAUUAUACGAAACAGGUUUUCAUAUUUCUCUCAAUUGAGAUUGCUAUUACUCUGUUGAUUAUCAUGAUCUUAUCAAUCCUGUAAGUUAUUCAAUAAGCCAUAUAAGAGUAAAUAUUUUGUAGAUUUAUAAAUGGAUAUCUAUGGAAUUCAUGGACAGUUUUUCUUUGGGUAUUGGCGUACGUUUUCUAUUAUUGUAAUCUUAUCAUUAUCAUCAACUGUUGAGUUAAAUGUAAUAAAACAAAUUCUAAUAAAGUUUUCCGAAAGUUUGCUUAUUGCAUUCGUCUGUGUACUCAGCUAUAAGAUCAUAAACAUAUAUCAUCAUAUGUUCAGGACUGUGAUCGAUCAGUCUUUUAUUCAGAUAUGUGGAUCUUAUGCGGAUCGCCUCGAUACUGCCUUAAGUCUUAUGCAAGUACAUCAAGCUGACGAGUCUCAAAUAGAACAAAACGCACGUUUUGAAUCGCACAUUACAUUUGUAGACGGAUGUGGAUGAUCAGUAAUUCCGAUAAUAAAACAUAGUAAACAAUAGGGAGUAAUGCACAUCUGAAAUUGAACUAACGUUAAAAAGCAUUAUACUCACAUUUCAUAGCAUGGUCAUCUCAUAAAACCAUUCAAUGAUGUAGUACUGAACAUUUUCAUGUCAUUUCUCUUUUUAUAUUCCAAUCAAAUGUUUAAUAUUAAACAUUAAUCUGUCAUUAUUACGUUAGUAAGAGUGAGUUCCUUCAUCUUAUGUGUGAAUGUCAUUGAAUUGUCUAAGUGUUACAUAACUUGACAACCAGGUUUUGAGUUGUGUAAACGUAUUAUAUGAUAUUUAUUAUCAGAUUGUUUGACGCAUUUUGUUUGGUGAUAUCGAAUCAAGUUCGAUGCUGGUUGACAUCUAUAAUGAAGAAGAGCCUAUAAAGGAGAGACAACUAUUUCAUUAAACGGAAUAUACCCAUUCAGACAUAAAAUCAGGAAAGAGAACUCUUUGUUUAUUAUUUCAUUAACACAGAUUUAGAACCAACUCAUUAUAUCAAUCCAGCAUUUGAAUAGAAUCUUUCGUUAAACUGUAGAAUGAUAUGACCUAGUAUGCUUGUGGUUCAUUCGUAUUCUGAUACUUGGACAGCAUGACACACUUAAAUGAUGUUUAGGCAUAUGGCCAGUCAAUUGGUUUCAAAUUAUCAACUUAUUAUUACUUUAAUUCAAGUAUUUCAAAGACAAUGGUGAAAAUAUGAUUGGUGUUGAAUCGAAAUAUCGAAUUAUGCACGGAUAAUGAAUUCUGGAAACUAGUGUUAGCUGUCAGUCACUGAUUGUCAAAUAUACAGUCGGACAUGCAUACUAUCUGAAUAACGAUAACUUUACCAUUCGUAUAUGCCUUGUCAUUCAAAAAAUCCUAUAACCUAUAUUAAAAUUCAUAAUAAACCAUAGUUCACGUUUUCUAUACUAUAUGAUGCUUGUCUUAAUUUUCUAAACUAUAUAUUAUUGUUAAACUGUAAGCCUCAUUUUAUUUAGUGUUGUCAUCACCCCUUAGUCAAAAUUAUAUUCAGUCAGACCAUUUGGAUUGAAUAGAACCGCUACUUAGAAACACAAGACAGUAAUCAAAAUAUAUCUGGAACAUUCAUAAUUGACCAAGAUAAAAUUAUCUAUUCUCGUCUAAUAUCAGGCAUGAACAAUGAAUCAUCUGAAUAGCUUUAUCUCAACUAUUCGCUCAUAUUGUGAUAAUGAGUGGUUUUAUUUAGUAUGUUUGACUUUUGUUUAGAAGUACAUUCAUAUGACAAUGACAUUUCAAUAUUACACUAAUUCAUUUUGAUCUAUUUUGUAGUUGGUCUGCUUUUGCAUUAGCAAUGUUGAUUAUAUUUUAUCAAAAAAUAAGAGAUGAACAUCCAUUGAAUAUCUAUCUUCUGGUUAUUUACUCGAUAUGGAUCGGUACAGCGAUUGGAAUUUCGGUUUUAAAUUUAUGCGUCUACUUGAAAGUAACUGCCAUCGCAAUCACAUUGAUAUCUUUUAUUUGUUCCAUAUUCAUUGGAGCUGCAAUCCAAACACGAUUAGCUGAUCAUUUCCUGUUAAUUCUAACGUAUAUUGUGAUUCUUUCCAUUGCUUUUGUGGCAGCUGCGAUUGUAUUUUAUGUUUUAGGGCGUUGGGUUGCACUGAUCGCUCUCGAUGUAGGUGCUGACAUAUUACUAUUUCUUAUAACAAUCUGUUUCAGUCAAUUUACUGUUGGAAAAUCAGAAGUGCGGGUCUUCUUUCCACAUUGGACGUUGGCAGUAUUAGUACUGUAUACUCUCUUUUACAUCGAUUUAUCAAAUAAUUUAUAUUUGGUAGGCAUUGUAGAUUUCAUCAAUACCAUCAACGAGACGAAUAGCACGCCGUGUUGGUAGUUUUACUGUUUAUAAGGAGGUAAAUGUGACCCUUUUGAGACUAAAUUUGUGUUCAAGUACAAAUGGAUUUGGAAUGAGAUUUCUCACUCAGACAUUUCCAAUCUGUUCGAUUUUAUUCCAUCUGUAAUAAAUUAUACGCUG
This is a messenger RNA of Schistosoma curassoni, 4221 nucleotides long. NCBI's taxonomy places the organism in Eukaryota, Metazoa, Platyhelminthes, Trematoda, Strigeidida, Schistosomatidae. The record is from the annotation of a GenBank genome assembly.